GCUGGUCUCACAACUUAUGAUUUUGUCUAAGAUUGCAUUGGAUUGCGUCAAACAGGGAUUUCCAGCAGUUGUUUGAACAGCUAAAAGGCUGAGUUUGCCAACUAGCUCCGAUUUCUAUGGAUAAAGGUCUUGCUAAUGAAGAGACUGUUAACUUGCGAAACGGAGUCGAAUUGGCCACAUCAGUCUCUGAUAAACAUGUUAAUCUUUUGAGGCCAAGUGUACCAAGUUUUCCAAUUUUUAGAGCUCAAGCGCCAGAUGACACAGAGCAAGAAAAGGGAAAAUAUUAUUUGAUUAGAGAUCCGGAGGACUUGCAAAUUGGACUUUAUGACAAACCCCUUCCAUGUUUUGGCUGCGGAAUUGGAUGGUUCUCAUUCCUUUUUGGAUUUGUAUGUCCACCUCUGUGGUACUUUGCAACAAUUCUCUAUUUCGGAAAUUACUAUCGAAAGGAUCCUAGGGAAAGGGCUGGUCUUGGAGCCUCCGCAAUUACAGCAUUAUUGUGCACCGUAGCAUUGCUAAUCAUAGCAGCUAUUCUUCUGUUGCGGUCCCUUUAAUUCUUGGGCUGAAAUUGAGAAGCAAACCAAGAAGUGGCAUCACAAAAAAUUCCACUUGUAUAUAUGAGUUUCCAAAAAUGUGAAAUGAAAAUCACAUCCUUAUUAUUAAUCACAUUUAUGUAUUAAAUAUCAAAGCAUGUACAUCAGAAAUCACACGGUAACAGGGUGCAUUUGAAAGCUAAAUACCAGGACAGGAAUGUUCGGAGUCAAAUUCUGAAAUGUAUCACACAUUAUUAAUCACAAUUCUCUCUUAUUCCUUUUGGACCA
Messenger RNA from Arachis duranensis, 818 nucleotides. RefSeq lists its product as uncharacterized. NCBI's taxonomy places the organism in Eukaryota, Viridiplantae, Streptophyta, Magnoliopsida, Fabales, Fabaceae. The transcript has 5 exons. Bases 117 to 551 code for a protein of 144 amino acids. The record is from RefSeq and is a predicted model, not a curated record.